GCUCGGCGGCGGCGGCACCGCGGCGGGAAGGGGCGCGGGAGCCGCGGCCCGGUGAGGCGCCUCGGCCCGGCCCGGCCCUCGGCGGGCAGCGCAGCGGCGGCGGCGGAUGUGCUGCUGGGGCGGGGGGAUGAUGCUGGCGGGGCCGCAGCUGGUGGCGGGGCCGGCGGCGGCGGGCGGGGAGCGGGCCCGGCUGCUCUCCCUGUACGUGCAGGAUUACCUGGAGUGCGUGGAGUCGCUGCCGCUGGACAUCCAGCGCAACGCCUCGCUGCUGAGGGAAAUGGACACGCAGUGCCAAGAAGCGUUAAAAGAAAUAGAUGAUGUAUAUGAAAAAUACAAGGCAGAAAACGAUCCCAUUCAGAAGAAACGCUUGCAGCAGCAUCUUCAGCGUGCGUUAAUCAACAGCCAAGAACUUGGAGAUGAAAAAAUUCAAAUAGUUACUCAGAUGCUAGAACUGGUAGAGAAUAGAGCCCGGCAAAUGGAAACACACUCUCAGUGUUUUCAAGAUCUGUCUGAGAACGAAAAGCCUCUAGAAAAGGCAAAGAUGGAGUCCUGCCAGCCAGAGAGAUCUUCACGUAGACCUCGUCGCCAGCGAACCAGCGAAAGCCGUGAUCUGUGCCAUAUAGCGAAUGGUAUCGAUGACUGCGAUGAUCAGCCACCUAAAGAAAAAAGAUCUAAAUCUUCCAAGAAGAAAAAACGCUCCAAAGCCAAACAAGAGAGAGAAGUUUCACCUGUAGAAUUUGCAAUUGAUCCCAAUGAACCGACUUACUGCUUAUGCAACCAAGUGUCUUAUGGCGAAAUGAUAGGAUGUGAUAACGAACAGUGUCCUAUCGAGUGGUUCCACUUCUCGUGUGUUGGACUCACCUACAAACCAAAGGGGAAAUGGUAUUGCCCCAAGUGCAGAGGAGACAAUGAGAAAACGAUGGACAAAUGUACUGACAAAUCAAAAAAGGAUAGAAGAUCGAGGUAGUGAAAGCAAUUCGUGUUUUAAAGAGUUGCUCCUUUUAUAUUAAAAUGUUUAAUUUCCAGAGAAAGCUGUUUUAG
Molecule: messenger RNA, 1041 nt
Organism: Chroicocephalus ridibundus (black-headed gull)
Lineage: Eukaryota; Metazoa; Chordata; Aves; Charadriiformes; Laridae
Gene: ING2
Product: inhibitor of growth family member 2
Exons: 2
Coding region: 107-967 (286 amino acids)
Biological process (GO): positive regulation of DNA-templated transcription
Cellular component (GO): nucleus
Source: RefSeq, a predicted model, not a curated record